Molecule: messenger RNA, 657 nt
Organism: Zerene cesonia (dogface butterfly)
Lineage: Eukaryota; Metazoa; Arthropoda; Insecta; Lepidoptera; Pieridae
Exons: 1
Coding region: 1-657 (218 amino acids)
Cellular component (GO): nucleus
Molecular function (GO): DNA binding
Source: RefSeq, a predicted model, not a curated record
AUGAAAAAUGAACUAAUAGAUGAAGCUCCUACUGGAACUCUAGGACUGGCACAAGAAUCAGGAUGGAUGAACACAGAUGUGUUUGUAAAAUGGUUGAAACAUUUCCAAUCACACACGAAAGCAAGUAGAGACGACCCAGUUCUGCUAAUUUGUGAUGGUCAUGCAAGUCACAAAACCAUUGAAGCUUUGACAUAUGCUAAAGAAAAUGGCAUUAAUAUGCUGUGUCUACCUCCACACUGCACACAUCGAAUGCAGCCCUUGGAUGUUAGUAUUUACGGACCACUAAAGACGUUUUACAAUCAAGAAAUCUCUAAAUUGUUAAAGAAUCACCCAGGAUGCGUUGUUACCCAUUUACAAAUUGGAGGUUUGUUUGCUCAAGCAUAUGGAAAGGCUGCAACUGUACAAAAUGCAAGUAAUGGCUUUAAAAGCACAGGUUUAUGGCCAAUAAAUCCUGACAUUUUUCCAGACUACAUGUUUGAACCAGCUGAGACUACAAAUAUUCCGUUGGAUCAGGUCAACGAUGCAGAUACCGAACCUGAACCUGAAGCUGAACCUGUCUACGCGCGUUUAUCACCGGUUGAAAAUGAAAACCCUACUCCAACACAAGCUGAUUUGGACAACAUGAAUGUUUCUACUCCAGAACCCUUAGAAACAUAG